Gambusia affinis (western mosquitofish) is the source of this 9943-nucleotide messenger RNA. RefSeq names its product potassium voltage-gated channel subfamily C member 1-like. Lineage: Eukaryota; Metazoa; Chordata; Actinopteri; Cyprinodontiformes; Poeciliidae. Gene Ontology annotation, cellular component: dendrite membrane; neuronal cell body membrane; axon. Gene Ontology annotation, biological process: protein homooligomerization; potassium ion transmembrane transport. Bases 119 to 1882 code for a protein of 587 amino acids. Gene Ontology annotation, molecular function: protein binding; delayed rectifier potassium channel activity. The record is from RefSeq and is a predicted model, not a curated record. The transcript is spliced from 5 exons.
UUUUUUUUUUUUCACUGGCACUGUCCUGACUGAGUGCUGAGCAGGGACCAACGGUGGAUGAGGGAGAGCAUCAUCCACAGCAGUUGGGCGCAGGACCGAAGCAUGCCCCAGGGCAGCCAUGACUUGCUCGGCUUCAGACAGCGAGAAGAUUGUGAUAAACUGCGGCGGGAUCCGACACGAAACCUACCGGAGCACUCUGAAGACAUUGCCCGGGACGCGUUUGUCUUGGCUGACCGAGCCCGAUGCCUUCAGCAACUUCGAUUACGACCCUAAGUCGGACGAAUUCUUUUUCGACCGCCAUCCAGCCACCUUCGCUUUCAUCCUAAAUUACUACCGCACCGGUAAGCUCCAUUGUCCAAACGAUGUCUGUGGACCAUUAUUUGAAGAGGAGCUCGCCUUUUGGGGCAUUGAUGAGACUGACGUGGAAGCGUGCUGCUGGAUGAACUACAGGCAGCACCGCGACGCAGAGGAAGCCUUGGACAGCUUUGAGACUCCGGAGCCAGACGUACCUGAGGAUGACCCGGCACUCACCGGCGGAGUGGAUGGAGACCUAAAGCGGCUUUGCAUGCAGGAGGACGGCCGCAAAGCGACUUGGUGGGAAGUAUGGCAGCCCAGAAUGUGGGCGCUGUUCGAGGACCCUUACUCCUCCAAAUACGCUCGGUAUGUGGCCUUGGCCUCGCUGUUCUUUAUCCUUCUCUCGAUCUCCACCUUCUGCUUGGAGACCCAUGAAGCUUUCAACACAAUCUACAACAAAACAGAAAAUGUCACUACUGGCAACAUAACACAUGAGGAGAUUGUAUAUGAAGUUGUGACAGAUGGCUGGCUGACAUAUGUGGAGGGUGUCUGUGUCAUCUGGUUCACCAUUGAGGUGGUGGCCCGGGUCAUCUUUUGCCCUGACAAGGCAGAGUUCUUCCGUAGCACCCUUAACAUCAUUGACUUUGUGGCUAUUGUUCCCUUUUACCUGGAGGUAGCACUUAGUGGCCUGUCCUCUAAAACAGCCAAAGAUGUGUUGAGCUUCCUACGUGUGGUACGUUUUGUCCGUAUCCUGCGUAUAUUCAAGCUAACCCGCCAUUUUGUCGGUUUACGGGUUUUGGGCCACACUUUGCGGGCAAGUACCAAUGAGUUCUUGUUGCUAAUAAUUUUUCUGGCGCUGGGCGUCCUCAUCUUUGCUACUAUGAUCUACUAUGCUGAACGUAUUGGAGCUGACCCUAAGGAUCCAACUGCUGCAGCCCACACCAACUUUAAGAACAUUCCCAUUGGCUUCUGGUGGGCUGUGGUGACAAUGACUACUCUUGGAUAUGGAGAUAUGUACCCGGAAACAUGGUCGGGAAUGCUAGUGGGUGCCCUAUGUGCCUUGGCUGGUGUGCUAACCAUUGCUAUGCCUGUGCCUGUUAUUGUCAACAACUUUGGGAUGUACUAUUCGCUGGCCAUGGCAAAGCAGAAGCUUCCAAAGAAAAGGAACAAGCACAUCCCAAGAGCGCCACAGCCAGGAAGUCCUAAUUACUGCAAGCCAGAUGCUCUGGCAAUGGCAACUGCUUCUCCACAUAGAUUAAUGGGCAAUGUAAUUGGGCCAGGCCUGGUGGAAUCUGGAAGCAUGAUAGGUACUGGAGACUGUCCAUUGGCACAGGAAGAGAUCAUUGAAAUAAACAGAGCAGACUCUAAGCAGAAUGGUGAUGCAGCUGCCAAUGCAGCUGCUCUGGCCAAUGAGGACUGUCCUACCAUAGACCAGGUUCUUGGGGAUGAGCGCAGUCCAGUCACUGGAGGACUUGGCUCUAACACCAGCCGUGAACGGUACCCACACGACCGUGCCUGCUUUCUCCUGAGUGCUGGGGAGUUUCAGCGAACCACAGAUGGGAACGUUCGGAAAGUGCUGAGCUUCUAACUCAACCACCACUUUCUCAUCAUGAAGAGGACAACAGUAAAUAUCUCAAGUGCUGCUGUUCGACUUUUUCCCUAAUAUUUUCAGUGCAGAAAUUGAAAAAUGAUCAAGAGGAACUGAGUAUUACUUUCUCACUACUUCCAUUAUUAUAUUCUACAGAAAAGAGGUAUGAGCCCCUCAAAUCCUUCCACCAUUUUUGAAGCAGAUGAAGCACAGAAGAAGCUUCACAAAUGAAUAUCGUGAGAGUUGGAUCUGGAGGUCACUAUUUCCACAGCUCCAUGUAAUUAUUGCUUUACAGAUGACAUAUUUUGUUUGAAGGAACUCCAGUUUUGGUUUCUGUAGCUGUUAGAUCAGUUCAGCUCUACUGAGGACGAUAAAAGAUGAACUAAGCUUCCUACUGCUCCACUCACACUGAUCUGUACUCAGCUACUGGACCUACAAGAAAACACUGAAGUCUAGUAGAUUUCAGAAAAUACAAGCCAUCUCUCCAAUCUUGCAGUGCAUUUUGAAUGUCUUCUUGACACGUCCCUAAAGUCCUAAUGCUGUUCAUUUUCACCAACUUUGACCGAAUUUAACCAAAGACAGACACUUGGAUGGACAAAUCAGAUGGUACAAGCAGGAGCUUACUCAAAUUCUCAUGACAAGCAAGACUCUUUCACUGAGGAUUACGACUUAACUGGAUAAUUUUUCCUUUUUUUCAACAUUAUGAUAUCUUUCCAUGCCACCUCCACUUCCUUCUCUGCAGCUCAGCUUUGAAGCUGCUCCUCAUCUCCAGAAAAUGUUGCAUGGCAUGAAUUGAAACAAUUUAAAACAGGAAAAUGCAAUCAGAGGAAUGAACAAAAUCCAGAGAAUAGGUCAGUGGGUGAAAUAUUAUAUAUUUUUCCACUUAGUAAUUUUAGAAAAAAAAUGCAUAUUUUGCCUUGAACCCCACGACUUGCUGUUAAAAUAAUAAGAAAAAAACAACAUAUCCUACUGAAAACAGCACUUUGGAGACAUAAUGAAUGAAGAAGCACUUCUGUGUCCUGUUUUUCUUUUUCUUUUUUUUUUCAAAUGAAGAGGAACAAAGAUCCUGCAGACCAUGCUCCUCCCAGAAUGUGAAAGAAGAUAAACUUAAAGACAGCAGGUUGUCAGCAAUAUUAGAACAUCUCUGCUAAGCUAUUCUAGGAACAGAAAUGACAAUGACUUUUCAAGACAUUGUUUACCAGCAUGAAUAUUUUGCAUGACUCCUGCAAGCCACUCUGAUCUCUCCUUAUGAAUAAUAAUUCUAAAAAUUUAAGUGUGUUUACUUUAAACUGUGUUUAAAUACCACAGACUGUAUUGACAAAACAUUCAUUUUUGGAUGUAGUACUAUCCCUAUGCUCAAAAAACUUCUGUGCUUGCUACAAAAAAGAUAGCUACAUCAUACAUGGAAACUUUUUUAAAAAUGCAAGUAUGUGUUCUGGUAUAUUAGAACAUUCUAGUACAUUCUUCUGUUACUCAUAUUAUUUCCAAUAUGGUUGCUUUUUUACUUCCUCCCCACAGCAGUUCUUCCAAUUUUCUUCUUGUAGCUUUUACUCAAACUUUGAACUAUACAAUGGCAGCUGUGUGUGCCUGUGCCAGUAACCGGAUGCAAACAUUAUUUUAAACUAAACUGUGCUAUCACUGUUUCUGAGAAUCUGAGCUGAAAGUGUCUGCUGUCCCUUUAUGUGGAUCUUCCUGUCUGACCCUGGUAUCUAUGGUAUUAACCUGUUCCAUGCAUUUCCAAAGGGAUUUUUCCCUCCACAGCUUUUCUGUUUAUUUGACUUUAUGAUACAUCUUUGUCAGGAACUGGGAUUAAUAACUUGAGAAAAAUAAUAACAAUAAUAUAUGUUAUGCAAGUUGCAUAAAAAAAGAACAAAUUAACAAAUUAAGAACAAAUACACAAAUGUGGGGAAUAUUUUGGGCAAAUCUUUGUCACAAAGCUGGCAUAGUAUCAACUUUUGAAACUUCUUGUUCAAAUACCUUUCCAGCCCUUCAGUUUUACUGCUGAAGUACUCCUGGCCAAAACAGUCACCUUCUGAAUCUAACUAAGCAAAAAGGUAUGAGCCUUCUGUUGGAAGAUUAGUGCAUAGGCAGUUAUGUUUCAGCUGGCAACAAGUUAUUUAACCCCAACUGGUGCAAUGAGUUGCUUCUCAUUUCAACCUGGAGAGACUCACACAGAGAAAAACAGCAAUUAGGAAGUUUUAUUGACUUAAAUGAUUUAAAGUUCCUUGGCACUCGGACCCUGGCAGAAAAUAUUGUGCUGUGAAUUGCGAUAAGCUUGGAUGAGCAUUAGCAAUGAUGAUUCAAGACGUCUUCCCCCAGGGCCUGUACACUGGAGGUUGGAGAAAGGAAAGUAGCCCGAAGGAGCCAGGAGCAGAGAGGUGGAGAAGGGGUGAAGGUGGGCUGAGCACAACUGGAAAGCAGAUGGUAUCAUGGAUGAAGAUUCUUAUAAAUGGAUGAGUGAAUGAUGAUUGGCUAUGACAGGGCAUGGUCCGAUGCUAAUAGGCUGUGGUGUAUUACACCCCAGCCUAUUGGUGUAAUAGGCUGCGUAUUACAGCCUAUUACACAGGGGGAUGACCUGUGUCAUCCACCUGUGAUUGGAUGGCACAGUGAUUGGAUGGCAGCCUAUUGGUGUAAUAGGCUGCCUAUUACAGCCUAUCAGGGGGAUGACCUGUGUCAUCCACCUGUGAUUGGAUGACACAGGUGAGGCUGUAGAGUUUUCCUGGUUGAAUUUUCAUCUAGUCUUCAUGUCUUAAACAACCACAUCUAAAGACACAUAUUGUGGCCGUGGAAAAGAUGUCAGUCUGUUUGAGAAGAGUCAAAUCAUUGGUAUGCAUCAAGCAGAGGAAACAUCUAAGGAGAUUGCAGAAACUACUGAAACUGGAUCAGUAACUGUCCAACACAUUAUUAAAAACUGGAAGGAUAAUGGAGACCAAUUGUCUUCAAGGAAAAAAAGUGGAUGGUAAGAAAUCCUGAAUGAUUGUGAUCGGUGAUCAUGUAAAUGUUUUGGUGAAAUGAAAUCGAAGAAAAACAGUAGAACUCCAGUCUAUGUUUUAUAGUGAAAGUAAAAACAUCUCCACACGCAGAAUGUAAAGGGAAGUCAAGGGCCUGGGACUGAACAGCUCUAUAACCUUAAGAAAACCACUGAUCAGGGAAGCUAACUGGAAAAAGGCUUCAAUCUGCUGGGAGCAGAAAGAUUGGACUCUGGAGCAAAAGAAGAAGGUCAUGUGGUCUGAUGAGUCCAGAUUUACCCAGAGUUCCACAGUGAUGGGUGCAGCAGAGUAAGAAGAGAGACAGGUGAAGUGGUUACCCAUCAUGCCUAAUGAUUACUGUACAAGCCUGUGGGGGCUGUGCUAUGAUCUGGAGUUCCUGCAGUUGGUCAGGUCCAGGUUCAGCAACAGCAUGCGGCAUAUUCCAAGAUGGUAAUGCCAGGAUUUAUGGGGGUUGAAUUGUGAAAGACUAGUUCAGGGAGCAUGAGACAUCAUUUUCACACAUAGAUUGACCACAACAUAGUCCAGACAUUAAGCCCAUUCAGAUGUGCUGGAAAAGGCUUUGCACAGUGGUCAGACUCUGUGAUCAUCAAUGCAAGAUCUUUUUGAAAUUGGAUGAAAUUAAACCUUGUCACAUUCCAGAAUUUUUUUGGCCAGGCAAUGUAUAGACUAGGGUCAUUGACUUGUCUAGAUAUCCAUACAUACAAAUGAAAAAAAAAAAACUUUAAAAAUGAACUCACGGUUUUUAGUUACAGAAUGAUCCAAUAAACAGAAAUGAAUCUCCCAACAUUCAGAGAAACUCCUUUAUUUAUUGUCAAACAAGCAGUCCUAUUGCAGUAAGGUUUCCAUUCAAAUUCAGAUCCUGCUCUUAGGUUUUCCCUGAAAAGGCAUGAAUUUCCUCAAGCUAUGUAUAACUUACACAAGUGUAUCAUAAAUUCAUUUUGGAAAUAAGCAACAAGUCUGAAAACAGCAAAAGAUUUGUGUAAUGAAGUCAACUGAAGAAGCUUAAAAUUGUCUGUGUGCAAACAUAAACUGUCAGGAACUGGGAGUGAAGGAAGUGAAAUGUUUUAGAGGAAGUGGAAGAUUCUUAUAUGAAUAUUCUUCACUAGAGUGGAAACCAAUUGAUUUGUUUUCAUCUUGUUAAAAAGACAACAGUAUGUUUUUCUGAAAUGAGCUGGGUCUGUGAGCUGCUAAUUCACACAAGUACAGCAAUUAAUAAGAAAAGAAAUGGUGCAUAACAAGAGAGGCAGAAAUGUUGAGUAAAAACAAAACAAAAAAAACUUGAUAAGUUGAAAGAAUAUUGAUUUGGCCAACUACCCACAGCAUUUCAUCAACCUUUUGAAUAGACUGAGAAAUUUAUUUUUGCAGUUAUUUGAUACUCUAAUUUCACCUGAAGAUUUGUAUAAUAUAUAUGUUCUGUAUGGUGUAGUGUUUGGUUUGUCUGGGGGUGCUGUGUGUGAGCUGUUCUGGAGUUGUGACAGCAAAUUUAUGGGAAACUUUAAAGUGAAAUAGUCAACAAUGAGGGUGCAGGUCUAUUCAUUUCUUUGCCUUUGUAUAAUGUGGACUUUUAGUCCUUUCAUAUAAGGACGGGGUAUCUAUCACAGGACAUUUCAUACUAUGCAUUCUUGUCUACCCAUCAUGGGACUAUUAUUCACAUCAACUUUAGUCACCAAUGGUUUCAAGUCAUUGAUGGUUUCAAUACAUUCAGAUAAAUGUGAAAUUCUCUUUAUAAUUCACCAGAACAUUUAACUACCUAGAAGUAUAACCUGAUACCCGACGGUUGUGUAAAUGAAAUGGUGUGCUGAGUGGUAUGUUAGGGGACUGAGUUGGGACAAAAUGGCAGCUCAAGUGUAUGAAUUGAGGUAUAAAUUGGCAAAGGAGCCUGAAAAUCGUCUCAGUAUUCAGUUUUUUUUUCUCCUUGUUCUUUUAUCAUGUGCAUGCAUUUUAUUUUGCACCAGAUAAACUUUUAAAACAUUUUACCUAAAUUUUCCUCCCCAGCAUCUUGCUUUCCUCUAAGGAAGUUAAGUAAAUAAUGAUUAAAAAUCUCUCGACAGUAAUACAUAAGAAAUCAUGUUAAAUAUUUCUUUGCUAAGGGCUAUAGAAGUCUUUCUAGAAUUCUAGUACUUUUGGUAAACCUGCUACAAAAGUAUUUCCUAAUGUUUUGCAAUGAAAAUUUAUACAAAAUCUUCGCUUAAAAUAUUUAAAUCAGGGUUGAUUUUGGUUGGGUAAGUACUAAGAAAACACUUAGUCAUUUGUGUCCUUUGUGUAUUUGAAUAAUUGGAAACUUGCUCAUGCCUCUGCAAGCAAGAUGAAACAUUGAGUUUCAGAAAGACACUGAAAUGAUUCACGUUUGGAAACUGGAGUUUCAUGAAGGUUUGCAAACUUUAAACUAUGUCAUAUCUGAUAAACAUAAACUAUAACAUUUACUUGACUUGCAACAAGUCUAACUAAAUGAAGUGAUAAAAGACUGCUUUUGCUGUUAUUUUAUUUUUGCUGUUAUAUUUGCAUAUUUCUUUGUAUUAUGUGGAGGGUUAUAACAAAUGGUAUAUUAACUAAAUCAACAGAGAACAACUCUCAGGAAUAUUUUGUAUAAAAAUCAGACAUAAAAUGUGAAAUAUUAUGAUGCUUCUGUAUAUAUUUUCAAGAUCAUUGAUGCUAACUUCAGAUGAAUAUUCUGAUUAUUUCAAACUGUUGAUCUGGAUCUGUCCAACUUUACUUGAAGUCUUGAGGUAAAUAUUUCAGUCGAAGCUGUAUCAAGCUGCCCCUUCAGACAAUGUGCUUCACCUUCGAAAGGAUCUAAAAGGAAGUUCCAACCUCUUAUGUUAAAUUUAUCAAGUGAAUGUCUUCAUCUCACAAUAUUGUUCUGUAUUUGCUUCAAGCAGAAAAACAUCUGAACAUCAGUGACAUCAUUUUGUUGCAUGUAAUUUUAAAACUGUGAUCACAAAUAGAACAAUAAGUGCAUCUAUAAUGACUUUGAAACAAAAGCAUGCACUGAACAUACUUAAAAGCCUAUGCAAGAACUAAGUUUAGCUUUUGGUUAUUGCUUUCCAAGAAACACCUGGUCAUGUGUCACAAAUGUCUUGAUCAGUUCAGUAAGGUGGAGGAAUUUCAGAUUGUAGUGACUUACUAGUGCAACCCUACCUUCAUUUGUUGUUUUUUGUCAAAAAAAUGUUCAAAAUUUCAGAAAAUGAAAUUUUCUGAAACUUAGUUUUAAAAAGAGCCUCACCAUCUGCCGUAUCAGGGGAUGUAAAAAGGAAGACAAAUUUCAGAAGAGCAAGAUUGUUUACAAGAUUCCCAUCAUGCAUCUGUUUUGUCCAAUUUUGAUUUAGAAAUUUAUGCUCAAUGUAUAAGACCUAUUUGUGUUUUGUUUUAUUUUUGUUAAAAUGUGUGUUUGUGCAAAAACAUUUGAAUUUAUUUUUCAGGAAGUAACCUUUGGGUUGAAUUAGCUAAGCCAUGAGCUUUUACUUUUAGCUAACCUAUAUGUUUGAUUAUCAUUAUUUUAAUGGAAAAACAUUUAAAUCACUGUAAAGUAUUUUUUAUAGGUUAUUCCUCAGUUCAAGUGAAUUUAUCUUUUGUUUGGUUUUCUGAAGAAAUGCAGUGAAGCUGUCCAAUACUGUUUGUGACUCAUGCAAGCUCUCUGACAUCCUGAUAACAAUCUAAUAUAUUAAAUGAUCACUGUUCAUUUAGACUCAGAAUUUCCAAAUCACGGGUCUGUUAUUAUUGUUCAUUCAAUAUACCUGUGAUAAAAUGGACUUUUAGUUUUAAAAAUUGGAAUGAGUUCCAGCAGUAAUCUCUCUUCUAUAUGACUUCAAAACUUUUGACCUCAUCCCCUUCAUGUCUCCAUCUCUUGCUCCUGAGCCAUAAGUCGUUAUAUUUGACCUAGUUGUUUUCUACAAACUGUUUUAGAUUCAUUCCAAAUGCAUGUGCAGGACACCGACUAAACUGACCUUAAUGUAAAUGUUCUUUUGAAAGGAAGUCUUUCCUCUGCUAAUAAAAAAGUCCUCUUCUUCUUUUCAGUUUCAGAGGAGAAAGCAAUUUUAUGGAUUAACAAGAGUACACAGUGUCAGAGUAAAGUGUGCAAAUGGAUUGAGCUUCACAAAUUUUGUGAAAAUCUUAACAGCAGAUUGAAAUGGAGCAGAUGAAUGUCUCAGUUUUCAGCAGUGCUUUAAGUGGAACAAAAAACAUGCUUUUAGGUAGAUCUGUCUAUUCACAUAUAAAUCACAGGUAUUAUUAUACAGAAAUGAGAAAGAAACAAAUUUCAAAGUGUCAUGGAGCCACUUUUAUUAACUUAAAGCCUCAUGGUGAUAACAUGGACAUAAAAAAAUAAAGUUAUAAAAUACAAGCUUCUUAAAGACAUAAAUAAGUGAAAGACUUGAGUUUUUACUGUUACAGGGCAUAUAAAACCUAUACUACUAAAGGAAAAACUACGACUCAUUUAACAUUUCCAAAAUUCCCGUUCCACUGUGGGGUAACAUUUAAAAGUGCUUUUACUGCGUACUGAUGCAUACCAGCCCACUUAAAGCACUGACCUGUCAUGGUAUUUUUUUUACCCACUUCCUCCUCCUUGUUUUUACAGCAAUCCUGUUAUAAUUUUUAAAUCAACGAUAAAUUGUAUGUUUGCCAUGUUGAUUUUGUGAUCACAAUAAAGAGACAGAAAAUAAAUGACCUUAAUGAUGAGAGGCUUCCUUCAACUUAUGAAUGAGUUUAUGCAAUAAAGAUGCUGAAUCUGAGUAUAUUGUCAAAACACUCGAGAGAGAAAAAGUACAAAGUAUCUUCCACUGUACACAAUGUAUUUUGAUUGAAUGUCAUGCCUGGUAUUUACAUUUUCUAUUUUUAAACAUGUAAAAAUGAAUACAAGUGUUGAAAAGAGACUUAUAAAAAAAAAGCUAUGCUGUAAAAGAAAACACCAAGUUCUGACUGAAUGCUGAUUUACUUGAUCAAUUACCCUUUUAAAGAAUAGGAUGAAUAAAAGAACUUAAGACUAUUAUAUAAAAAAAAUGUUUGGAAAAAAGUAACACAUUCAGUUGAAUGAGAAACUUCAGACAACAAAUAAAAAUAUGACUAAGAAAUUUUA